UUAUCCACAAGCUGAAGAUACCAACGUUUCAAACGACAGGUGAAAAAAAGGCAGCCUUGAUACCACCACCAGCAUGGCCAUCACGGCCUCAUCUGCUCACCUGAAAACACCUCGUUCCUCAGAUGAACUCUGCACUUCCCAUCCUUCACAAGCAUAUCUCUCAUCAAAAUCCCUCUCCUUUACUCCAAUACACAAUACCCAAAUCGAUAUAAGCUAUAGCAACAAGAAUAAGCUUUAUGCCAUUGCUGAUUCUUGGAAAUGGAGAACCAAAGUUUCCUUCUUUCAAGGCUUCUUGGUAAAAGAGAAAGACGUUAAGAAACUUAAAGAGGAACUUCUUGAGGCCAUAGCUCCCCUUGAUCGUGGGGCUGAGGCUUCACAAGAGGUUCAAGAACGGGUUGAUGAGAUUUCUCGUAAACUGGAGGCAGCAAAUAAAGUGAAGGAACCUUUGAAGUCCAAGCUGCUGAAUGGAAAAUGGGAGCUUAUAUAUACAACAUCUCAAUCAAUUCUCCAAACAAAGAGGCCAAAGUUCUUAAGACCAAAUGGGAAAAUCUACCAAGCAAUUAAUGUGGACACUCUAAGGGCUCAAAAUAUUGAAACUUGGCCAUUCUUUAAUCAGGCCACUGCUAAUUUGGUACCUCUAAAUGCAAGAAGGGUUGCUGUUAAAUUUGACUUCUUUAGAAUUGCUGGUCUGAUACCCAUUGCAUCACCUGGAAGUGGCCGUGGUCAGUUGGAAAUCACAUACUUGGAUGAGGAGUUACGAAUCUCAAGAGGUAAUAGAGGAAAUUUGUUCAUUUUGAAAAUGGUGGAUCCAUCUUACAGAGUCCCCCUCUAAGCUCAUCCAUAUUGAGCAUAACUCUUGAAACAAAAUUGUAAAAGUGCAAAAAGCUCCUUAUUAUUAUUAUUAUUUUUAC
This is a messenger RNA of Manihot esculenta (cassava), 911 nucleotides long. RefSeq names its product probable plastid-lipid-associated protein 4, chloroplastic. The transcript is spliced from 6 exons. The record is from RefSeq and is a predicted model, not a curated record. Lineage: Eukaryota; Viridiplantae; Streptophyta; Magnoliopsida; Malpighiales; Euphorbiaceae. The coding region runs from base 74 to 832 and encodes 252 amino acids.